Molecule: messenger RNA, 837 nt
Organism: Ectocarpus siliculosus
Lineage: Eukaryota; Phaeophyceae; Ectocarpales; Ectocarpaceae
Source: the annotation of a GenBank genome assembly
AUGCCUCUCAAGACACUGAAGAAUUUCCUCGUGGCCACAGGGCCACUUGCUCUCUUUCUCUUCGUCACGGCCACGAUGAUGCUGCAGCACAUCGCUGCGAUUUGUGAUGACGAGUGGGACGCUUGCUUCGACGACGCCGUGUGCAACUCGUGCUACUACGAUUGGGCUGAGUCUAUGGAUGAAUACAACGAAUGCAUAGGGGACUAUCCCGAGAUCGACUACGGUACAGAGGUUGACUGGUGCUUUGUGUACACGGCUUCCGAUUGCUGCAAAGCUUCGGUGUCCUCCAAAGACUGCCUGGGAAACACGGCUUUCGUGGACCACACGAUAUGUGAAGCAAAUUAUUCCGCCACCUCAACGGAGAAGGACGCAUGUACCGCCUUGACGUGCAACGAGGGUAGCGUGACCGUACUGUUUGAUGACGACGCGAGCACAGCUACUAACGGCGCAGACGUAGCUGAAGACGACGAUGUGGGUGCAGCUGACGACUACGCGGAUGCAGUUGCUGGCGACGACGCGGACAGGGCGGACGACGACGAAGAAGACACAGCUGACGAUGACGCGGACGUAGCUGCCGACACUGGAGCGGCUUCCCGCGUCGGCAGAUCCUCCCCAGGCGUCGUGCUCACGGCUGUUCGCGGGAUCGCUUUCUUGAUUGUAGCACCGUUUCUGGCGGCCUCCCUGUGAAGUACACGUCGUUUAUCUAGAUGCGCAAUUUUGCGACUGAAGUAGGGAUUCAGUUCGUCAGAUUCCAGGCGUGAAAGGGCUUCACCAAGCACUUGGAGGGCUGCUCCGUUAUAAUUGCUCCACCGUAAUUCAGUCUUUGCUCCACCAGGC